Molecule: messenger RNA, 2535 nt
Organism: Talaromyces marneffei
Lineage: Eukaryota; Fungi; Ascomycota; Eurotiomycetes; Eurotiales; Trichocomaceae
Exons: 1
Coding region: 1-2535 (844 amino acids)
Biological process (GO): xylan catabolic process
Cellular component (GO): extracellular region
Molecular function (GO): alpha-glucuronidase activity
Source: RefSeq, a predicted model, not a curated record
AUGCGUGCUCUGCCGUUUCUUUUACUAACGUCUCUUUUUGGCCACGCAUUGGCUGAAGAUGGUCUCAAUGGCUGGCUCCGAUAUGCACCGUUACCCGCUUCUCUUGCCAGUCAUUUCCCCCAUGACUUUCCAUCCAGCAUCGUCGCGCUGAAUAGCUCAGUCAAUAGUCCGGUAUACACCGCUGCCCAAGAAUUACAGAAAGGCUUCCAGGGCAUCCUUCACAAACCCAUUGAUAUCGUGAACUCGACCAAGGACCAUUCGCAUUCUUCGUCUAUCGUCGUUGGAACGGCUGAUGCAUACACCGAGGCAUUCGGGACAGGCACCAACUGGGGUGACCUGAUUGAAGAUGGAUUCUGGCUGCACACAAGCAAAGAUUCAGUCCAAAUCAUCGGCCAGAAUGAGCGUGGCGCCUUGUAUGGCACAUUCGAAUACCUGUCAAUGCUCGCACAGGGAAACUUUUCAGAUGUUGCCUAUACCAGUAAUCCACAUGCGCAUAUCAGAUGGGUGAAUCAGUGGGACAAUCUCGACGGAAGUAUUGAGCGUGGCUAUGGAGGUGCAUCAAUAUUCUUCAAGAAUGACGUUGUCGUGGCUAACCUAACUCGGGCCACGGAAUAUGCGCGUCUGUUGGCAUCAAUCGGCUUGAAUGCCGUGGUUGUGAAUAAUGUCAAUGCCAAUUCAUCUCUCCUGACGCCGGAGAACAUCCAAGGUCUCGGCAGGAUUGCAGACGUGUUUAGGCCAUAUGGUGUUCAGCUUGGUAUCUCACUGAACUUUGCGACGCCGCAGCAAAUAGGAGGCCUAAAUACAUAUGAUCCUCUUGACCAAGGGGUUAUCAAGUUCUGGACAAAUAUCACAGAUCAGCUCUACAAGGCCGUGCCUGAUAUGGCCGGCUAUCUGGUCAAGGCAGACUCGGAAGGUCAAGCAGGCCCCCUCGUAUACAAUCGCACCCUUUCUCAGGGUGCUAACCUAUUCGCGAAUGCCUUGAAGCCCCAUGGAGGCAUUCUCAUGUAUCGUGCUUUUGUGUAUAACCAGCUGAACGAAUCUAACUGGAAAGCCGAUCGUGCAAAUGCCGCUGUGGAGUUCUUCAAGGAUCUCGAUGGAGAGUUUGAAGACAAUGUCAUCGUUCAAAUCAAAUACGGACCUAUAGAUUUCCAAGUCCGCGAGCCUGCAUCACCCUUAUUCGCUAAUCUAUUGAAUACAAACACGGCAAUUGAACUCCAGAUUGCGCAGGAGUAUCUGGGUCAGCAGUGCCAUUUGGUAUAUCUGCCUCCAUUAUGGAAGACGAUUCUAGAUUUUGAUCUUCGCGUCGAGUCCAAACAGUCUCGCGUAAGCGAUAUCGUCUCCGGGGAAAGAUUCAAUCGUUCACUUGGUGGAUUUGCGGGUGUUGUCAAUGUGGGCACAAACACUACAUGGCUGGGGAGUCAUCUUGCCAUGUCGAAUCUAUAUGCUUAUGGUCAAUUGGCUUGGAAUCCCGCUCGAGACCCUGCAGACAUCAUUCAGGACUGGACUCGCUUGACGUUUGAACUUGAUCAGCACGUCGUCGAUACUAUUACGGAAAUGUCAAUGGAGUCCUGGCCAGCGUACGAAUCUUACAGCGGGAACCUAGGUAUACAAACGCUCACAGAUAUUUUGUACACGCACUUCGGACCUAAUCCUGCAUCUCAGGAUAACAAUGGCUGGGGUCAGUGGACUCGAGCAGAUCAUACAAGCAUUGGCAUGGACAGAACAGUGUCGAAUGGAACCGGUUAUUCGGGACAAUAUCCGCCUGAGAUAUCCUCCAUGUACGAGAACAUUGAAACGACACCAGAUGAUUUAUUGUUGUGGUUUCAUCACGUCCCUUAUACACAAAAACUCCAGUCUGGUAAAACGGUUAUUCAGCAUUUCUACGACGCACACUAUACGGGAGCAGCUACGGCGCAAACAUUUCCUACGAAAUGGGAGUCAUUGAAGAACCGAAUUGACAAGGAGAGAUAUAACCAUGUUCUGUACAGACUCGCAUAUCAAGCUGGUCACUCAAUCGUAUGGCGUGACGCCAUUAGCGAAUUCUACCACAAUCUCUCAGCUAUACCAGACGAAGCUGGCCGAGUUGGUACAAAGAACCAUCCCUGGCGAAUCGAAGCUGAGAAUAUGGACCUGACUGGAUACAUACCGUAUACAGUAAAUCCAUUCGAGACUGCCUCCAAUGCCACCGCAAUCGUUACCGCAUCGAACACCACUGCUGGCACCGCAAGCACGCGCAUCAAUUUCCAGACGGGCAAGUAUGACAUUGCCGUGAAUUACUACGAUGUCACUGGAGGUGUGUCUCAUUGGAAACUGUUUAUAAAUGAUAAACAGAUUGGUGAAUGGGAUGGGGAUCAUGAGUUUACAUUAGGGCACGCUCCGAGUGUGCAUUUGGAUGGUCAUUCUGCUUCAAGAGUUACAUUUAGAGGUAUCUCUGUCAAGAAGGGUGAUCUCUUGAAGAUUUGGGGUCAGCCUGACGGUAUUGAGCAAGCCGCUUUGGAUUAUGUUGUCUUCUUACCCAAAGGAGUAGUUGAUUGA